ACAGCAUAAAAACUUUCCGUGUCUAUCUAUAUAUUUUCCUUUUUUUGCUUGUGUAUAUAUACACACACAUCUGAAAAGGUAAGUAGCGUAAUUCAUUCAAAUGGCCACUCUAGGGCAGACAGGUUCAGCUCUUAUUUACAGUAAUGCCCUUCCGAAGACUCUUCCACGUCCUAAGGCUUCUGCAUGCACCAUUGUGGCCAAAAUGACACCACGUGAUGAUAAGUCAACAAUAGUUCGUCGCCGUUCUGCAAACUAUCAGCCUUCUCUUUGGGACCAUCACCAUAUCAUCUCAGUGGAAAAUGGAUAUGCGAAUAAUAAAAACGUACGGGAGAGAGAUCUGUUGAAGGAAAAAGUGAGAAAGAUGUUCGAUGAUGAGAAAAAGACUUAUCUCUACCAAUUGGAGUUCAUUGACGAUCUACAUAAACUCGGGGUUUCAUAUCAUUUUGAAGCGGAAAUCAAAAACUUUUUAAUAUCUUCUUAUCAGAAAGAUAGAAUAAACAUCAGGGAAUGUGACUUACAUGCCACCGCACUCGAAUUCCGACUUUUCAGACAACGUGGUUUCAAUGUUUCAGAAGAUGUAUUCGAUGUUUUCAUGGAAAAUUGUGGGAAGUAUAUAUAUGACAGUGAUGAUAUAAAUGGUUUCAUAUCUCUUUAUGAAGCGUCAUAUCUUUCGACAAAGUCGGAUACUAAACUGCAAAUAUUAAUCAGACCUUUCGCAACACAACAACUCAGAGAUUUUGUUGAUACUCAUAGUAAUGAAGAUUUUGGGUCGUGCAACGUCGGGGAGAUGGUGGUCCAAGCGUUAGAUAUGCCCUACCAUUGGCGAAUGAGAAGGCUAGCCACGAGAUGGUACAUAGAUGUGUAUGGAAAGAGACAUAAUAAGAACCCUGUCCUAGUUGAGUUGGCGAAGAUCGAUUUCAACAUCGUACAAGCUAUUCAUCAAGAAGAACUCAAAUACGUUUCCAGUUGGUGGAAGGAGACGGGUUUAGGUAAGCAACUCCACUUUGCAAGGGACAGAAUAGUGGAAAAUUAUUUUUGGACGAUCGGACAAAUCCAAGAGCCUCAAUAUGGAUACGUUCGACGAAUAAUGACUAAAAUAAAUUCACUUCUUACUACUAUUGAUGAUAUCUACGAUAUCUAUGGCACUCUUGAAGAACUCCAACUUUUCACUGUCGCGUUUGAAAAUUGGGACAUAAAUUGUCUUGAUGAACUCCCCGAGUACAUGAGGUUGUGUUUUUGUGUUGUAUACAAUGAAGUCAAUAGCAUCGGAUGUGAUGUACUCAGAGAAAAAAAUAUCAACGUGAUUCCCUUCCUCAAAAAAUCUUGGACAGAUGUAUGCAAGGCAUAUUUAAUAGAAGCCAAGUGGUACAAAAGAGGACACAAACCAAAUCUGGAAGAGUACAUGCAAAAUGCUUGGAUUUCAAUAUCGGCCCCUACGAUAUUUCUUCACUUCUACUGCGUGUUUUCCGACCAACUCUCUGUUCAGGUCUUGGAGACUUUGUCCAAACACCAACAAAAUCUCGUCCGAAGCUCUGCCUCCGUGUUCCGUCUAGCCAACGACCUUGUAACCUCACCGGAUGAAUUGGCGAGAGGAGACGUCCAUAAAUCCAUCCAAUGUUACAUGAAUGAGACCGGAGCUUCAGAGGAGAAGGCGCGUUCGCACGUGCGACAGAUGAUCAACGACCUGUGGGAUGAAAUGAAUUACGAAAAAAUGGCACAUAACUCUUCGCUACUCAAUCAUGAUUUUAUGGAAACUGUGAUAAAUUUGGCACGUAUGUCGCUAUGCAUGUAUCAGUAUGGCGAUGGCCAUGGCUCUCCCGAAAAAGCCAAAAUUGUUGAUCGUGUAAUGUCUAUACUCUUCAAUCCGAUAUCUUUAGAUUAAACUUCAUAUUACAUUAACUAUCAUAUGGGUUUUAGAUAACCAGAUAUAAAGUUCCACGAAAUUGUA
Camelina sativa (false flax) is the source of this 1948-nucleotide messenger RNA. Its product is annotated as tricyclene synthase, chloroplastic. Gene Ontology annotation, biological process: diterpenoid biosynthetic process. Gene Ontology annotation, molecular function: magnesium ion binding; terpene synthase activity. The record is from RefSeq and is a predicted model, not a curated record. Lineage: Eukaryota; Viridiplantae; Streptophyta; Magnoliopsida; Brassicales; Brassicaceae.